AUGGCUCGAAUCGGUUACUACAGUGCGCAGGCCCUCGUCAUCGGUAUGGCAUACUUGUUAAUCGAGUACAUCAAGAAGAAGAACGACACAACUCCAUUGCGCUAUGUGAACCAGCCAAAGCCUAGCUUGAGUGGACAGGGUAGCACACAACCUGAAACUGUGGAGACCACCAACAAGGAUUACGAUAUCAGCCAAGUGAAGCAAUUCAUUCAGUCCACGGCUACAUCUAUUGCCAUGAUCUCCCUGAUGCACUGGCAAUUUAAGUUCACUCAGCCUUUGCUCUUGCAAUCCAUUCUCCCCGUGAAGAAUUUGCUGACACACAAGGUUGCCUUGAUUCACUUGUGGGGCGAUGCUCCCGAAGGUCCUCUCAAGAGACCUUUUGUUGCUGAAUCACCUUUCGGUGCUUUGUUCGGCGGUGCCGGUAACAACGCUGUUGCUGACUCUUCUGCUACCAACACUCAGGAUGCUGAUAAAAGCAAGAAGGAUUAA
Messenger RNA from Radiomyces spectabilis, 489 nucleotides. RefSeq names its product inorganic phosphate transporter Pho88. Gene Ontology annotation, biological process: protein targeting to ER. The coding region runs from base 1 to 489 and encodes 162 amino acids. Gene Ontology annotation, cellular component: mitochondrion; endoplasmic reticulum. The record is from RefSeq and is a predicted model, not a curated record. The transcript has 2 exons. Lineage: Eukaryota; Fungi; Mucoromycota; Mucoromycetes; Mucorales; Radiomycetaceae.